This is a messenger RNA of Cornus florida, 2193 nucleotides long. RefSeq lists its product as uncharacterized. Lineage: Eukaryota; Viridiplantae; Streptophyta; Magnoliopsida; Cornales; Cornaceae. The record is from RefSeq and is a predicted model, not a curated record. The transcript has 6 exons. The coding region runs from base 1 to 2193 and encodes 730 amino acids.
AUGAUUCAUGGUAUGGAGGAUAUUAAAAUUCAAGUGGUUAAUCAUUUCCAAUCUCUGCUUGGUUAUUCUGCCCCUCCCACUCACCACAUCUCUGACUUAGCUCCAUUUAUCUCCAAGGCUGUCCCCACCAAUAUGCACUUUUUCCUUGAGGAUCCACCAUCCAAUUUGGAGAUUCAAAGCUGUAUAUUGAAGCUUAAUAAGGAUAGAGCUCCGGGUCCAGAUGGCUAUAAUGCCUUAUUUUUACAAAAGUGUUGGAAUAUUGUGGGAAGGACUAUUAUCAAAGCAAUCUCAGAAUUCUUCAGGAAUGGAAAGCUCCUAGCAGAGGUCAACAAUACAUACAUUGCCUUGGUACCAAAAUGCCAGAAUCCAGCAUCUCUUCAUGACUAUAGGCCUAUCUCAUGUGUCAACACCAUCUACAAGUGUAUCUCAAAACUUCUUGCAACUAGGCUUCAAUCCACACUACCACUCCUCAUUGAUCAAGCCCAAUCUGCCUUUGUGCAUGGCAGAAAGAUUACAGACCCUAUACUACUAGCACAUGAGUUGCUAAGAGGGUAUCACAAGCAUGGCACUCCUGUAAGAUGUGCAAUCAAGGUGGACCUCAAGAAGGCCUUUGAUUCAAUGAAGUGGGACUUCAUUAUUAGUUGUCUCUCAUUGCAUAACUUCCCUCCCAAGUUUAUUUCAUUGAUUAAUGCUUGCAUCUCAUCUCCAUCUUUCACCAUUGCCUUGAAUGGUGAAUUCCAAGGGUAUUUCAAAGGGAAGAGGGGCCUAAGACAAGGUGAUCCCAUCUCCCCAUUCCAGUUUGUCUUAGUUAUGGAUGCUUUUUCUUCAAUUAUCACCAACUAUAAACGGUUCGUGGCCUUUCGUUAUUACUCCGUCACACAAGAUUUUGCAAGAGUUACAUUUGCCCUUGCUGCACUUCUGCGUCCUUCAUUUCAUCGCUUCCUUCGCUUUGUCAGCUGUUUAGCUAGCCGAAGUCCGGCAAGCAUCGCCUCGUACUCGGCCUCGUUAUUGGUAGAUGGGAAAUCUAGCAAAAUUGACUGCUGCAGCUUGGUACCCUCGGGUGUUAUGAUUUCAAUACUGGCCCCUGCUCUUUUCCGGUUGGAAGAACCAUCAACCCUUUCAGUCCUUAAGUCUGCACUUGAUCUCUUCUGUUCAAUGUCUGGACUUAACAUCAACCUAUCUAAAAGUGCAGUGUAUUUCUCAGGAGUUAAUGAUCACACUCAAUAUGAGAUCUCUUCUCUACUUGGCAUACAAGCAGCAACUCUCCCAGUGAAAUAUCUUGGAGUGCCCCUCAUCUCUACUAAUCUCAAAGCUCAGCAUUGCAGCUUACUGGUAAGCAGGAUUACCCACAGAGUUAUUAACUGGACAUCAAGGUCUCUAUCUUAUGCAGAAUUAAAGACUUCAGGUUCGAAGGUUGCUUGGCGCAAUGUAUGUUCUCCUAAACCUGCAGGGGGGUUGGGGAUCCCUAAUUUGGAAAUAGCUAACAAGGCUGGUAUUCUGAGAUUCAUCUGGGAUCUACAAACAGACAACUCCAACAGAUUAUGGGUUAAUUGGUGCCAUUCCCACCUCCUCAAAGCUAGGAACAUGUGGACUCUUAACUUCCCUCAGCCAUGUUCCUGGAGUUGGAGAAAAAUGCUGCAAUUAAGACAUACUGCAAAGGGUCUCAUCAAGCAUUCUAUUGGCAAUGGGGUUGACACUACUUUCUGGUGGGAUAACUGGGCUCCAGGGGGUCCUCUAUCCUUAAGGUUCCCAAGGUCACUAAUGUCUGACGGAGGUUUACAUGAAGAUAUAACUGUGGACAACUUCAUUACUAACAACAACUGGGCCUUUCCCAUCUUCCUCACUAAUGUUAUCCCAGAAUUGGCUAACCUUCCUGCACCUGAUUCAUCUACAAGGGACACCAAAAUGUGGAUUGCUUCUCCUACAGGACAGUACUCAUUCAGCCACACAAUUUCUCAUUUGGUAAGGGACCUCCCAAAUGUUCCAUGGUACAACCUUGUUUGGCAAUCCCCAACUAUUCCUAGAAUGAAGUUCAUCCUUUGGUUGACAGUCCAAUCCAAAUUGCCAACACUUGAUAGUGCAGCAUCCACACAGCUAUUAGGAGCUGGGGAUCUCUUGUUCAAUGGGCAAGUAUUCAAUGGAAAGCUAAUACCUCAGUCAAUCUGCUCAGGAAAUUGGGGUUUUCAGCUUUAG